Molecule: messenger RNA, 546 nt
Organism: Sycon ciliatum
Lineage: Eukaryota; Metazoa; Porifera; Calcarea; Leucosolenida; Sycettidae
Product: nuclear transcription factor Y subunit beta-like
Exons: 2
Coding region: 1-546 (181 amino acids)
Source: RefSeq, a predicted model, not a curated record
AUGUAUCUGACUGGGACGUGUCACGUGCCGGUGGGUACAGGAGACGAUGAGGAAAACGCAGAGAAUUCCGGCACACUAUCCAGGAGGGUGAGUUCAGACACUGAGCAGGCAGGAACACCUACUCCUCCAGUUGCACACGGGUCGGAAUCAAACCAUGUUGACGGCGAACAGCCACCACCACAAGACCAGUUCGCCGAACGACUGCAGCCGACACAGGAGCAGCGGGAACAGCAGGGCAAAAGGCAGCUUGAGCAACACUUCCAGAGGUCCGCGGAGCGACACGACCCGAGGCCGGAGGAGCAACACGACCCGAGGCCGGAGGAGCAACACGACCCGAGGCCGGAGGAGCAACACAGCCCGAGGUCCGCGGAGCAACAUAACCAUAGUGCGGAGCAGCAACACGACCCGAGGUCCGCGGGCCAACACAACCAUAGUGCGGAGCAGCAACACAACCCGAGGUCGGAUGACCAGCAGGUGGAGAGGCACCAUACCUUGCAGCGCCAGCUGUCUUUUGUCAUGACAGCGGGACUAUUCCGCUUCCGUUAA